UGUUCUUCUUCACCAAUCCCGAUGAACGACUCACAUCUGCAGUUUCUUAAAGGACAGAAAUCUGUAAACAGCACUUCUUUGCCUCCUAAUGGCAGUUUGGCUGAUUCUCCAGCAGGGACGCUGUGUGAGCAGGUCCAGAUCCAGGCGGAGGUUUUUCUCACCCUGGGCAUCGUGAGUCUACUGGAGAACAUCCUUGUCAUCUCGGCUGUGGUGAAGAACAAGAACCUUCACUCUCCUAUGUACUUUUUCCUUUGCAGCCUGGCUGCUGCAGACAUGCUGGUGAGUGUGUCCAACUCUUUGGAAACUAUUGUCAUUGCAGUACUAAACAGUCGCCUUGUGGUGGCCAGUGACCAAUUUGUGCGUUUGAUGGACAAUGUGUGUGACUCAAUGAUCUGCAUCUCUCUUGUGGCAUCCAUCUGCAACCUCUUAGCAAUUGCCGUUGACCGAUAUGUCACGAUAUUCUACGCCUUGCGCUACCACAGCAUCGUGACCGUACGCAGAGCUCUGGUGGCCAUCGCCGUGAUCUGGCUGGUGUGUGUAGUUUGUGGGAUCGUCUUCAUUGUGUACUCUGAAAGCAAGACCGUUAUCGUGUGUCUGAUCACCAUGUUCUUUGCCAUGCUAGUGCUUAUGGCGACUCUCUACGUACACAUGUUUCUUCUCGCCAGACUUCACGUCCAGAGAAUUGCAGCAUUGCCCCCGGCGGCUCCUGGUGCUGGAAAUCCAGCUCCACGUCAGCGUAGCUGCAUGAAGGGAGCCGUCACCAUCUCCAUCCUCCUCGGGGUGUUUGUGUGCUGCUGGGCACCGUUUUUCCUCCACCUCAUUCUACUGGUGUCCUGUCCUCACCAUCCGCUCUGCCUCUGCUACAUGUCUCACUUCACCACAUACCUGGUUCUCAUUAUGUGCAACUCUGUGAUUGACCCGCUCAUCUAUGCCUGCCGCAGCCUGGAAAUGAGGAAGACCUUUAAGGAGAUACUCUGCUGUUUUGGCUGCCAGCCUGCACUUUAGGUGUUAAUAAAACGUCUGAUUUGAACUGAGAAUGGAUGUGGGAAG
Messenger RNA from Danio rerio (zebrafish), 1050 nucleotides. RefSeq names its product melanocortin 3 receptor (gene mc3r). Gene Ontology annotation, molecular function: G protein-coupled receptor activity; melanocortin receptor activity. The record is from RefSeq and is marked validated. Gene Ontology annotation, cellular component: membrane; plasma membrane. NCBI's taxonomy places the organism in Eukaryota, Metazoa, Chordata, Actinopteri, Cypriniformes, Danionidae. Gene Ontology annotation, biological process: signal transduction; G protein-coupled receptor signaling pathway.